CGAUGACGGGCCUCCGCCGUGAGAUCGCGAAGCACGUCGUCCUCAACAUCCUGGAGACACUCAACGAGAACGACUUCGUGAACGUCUUCAACUUCAGCACGAACGCCACGGAGCUGGUGCCCUGCUUCAACGACACGCUCGUGCAGGCGAACCUGGAGAACAUCGGCGUCUUCAAGAAGGCCCUUUCCUCCGUGGAGACGAUGGAGAUUGCCAACUUCACGAAGGCGCUGACGAAGGCGUUCGAGCUCCUGCAGAGGAAAAACUCGAAGUACAACAAGAGCGGCCAGGGGUCCCAGUGCAACCAGGCCAUCAUGCUGGUCACCGACGGCGCCCCUUACAACUUCGAGGAGAUCUUCUCCAGGUACAACUGGCCCCACCUCCAGGUCCGCAUGUUCACCUACCUGAUCGGCCGCGAGGAAACCAAGAAGAGGGACCUCAAGUGGAUGGCUUGUGCCAACAAAGGUUACUUCGUACACGUGACGACCCUGGCUGAAGUGAGAGAGCAAGUGUUAAAAUACAUACCCGUGAUGGCGCGACCGAUGGUCAUGUAUCAGAAUAAACAUCCGCAUAUAUGGACCGGAGUGUAUGCAGAUAUAGCUGAUCCCAAACAGACCGACUGGCUUUGGGAACUGCGCGAGAGAAAGAGACAAAUGGACAGGACAAACAAUUAUAGAAAUCUCAAGAAGCGAGUCGAGAACAGACAGCUGCCUCACGAUUACAUUAUUCGCGAGAGUGAGAAAAUCGAGAAGUUUCUGGAAUACGGAGAGUUUGUACUGACGCCCAGAGACGCCGCGCGUAUGAAGGCUAAACAUAACAGGGAAGCGAGGGGUCGUCGAGGAGCGCCGGGACUACGCGAGGGAUACAGGCUUAUGACAUCUGUUUCUGUUCCUGUUUUCGACCGCAAGAAAACCUCAGUGAGGACAGCUAACCUGCUUGGAGUCGCUGGCACAGAUGUUCCGAUUCGAGAGAUCGAGAAGCUAGUGCCUCCGUACAAGCUGGGUGUCAAUGGCUACUCCUUCAUGGUAAACCAAAAUGGCUACGUUCUUUAUCAUCCUGACCUCCGACCGGUGCACGAAGAAGCAAAUGCUGAGGUACUGAGGAAGUCUCGAGAUAAGCGUAAAUGGUUCCAAGACAUCCUGAAGCCCAAUUACAACAGCGUCGAUUUCGCGGAGGUGGAGCUGAUCGACCAUGAUUCCGGUCCUCGGUCGAACAACUCGGAUCUACUGGAGCUGACAAAAGGGAGAGAUUAUAAUACCAAGCUUCGUCGUGACCUUAUUGAUCAGCGAGAACACGAGUCAAAUUUCUCCGUCAAAGUUCAUAUGGACAACAUGAAACGCGUCGUGACGAGGCAGCAGCGGUACUUCACUCAGAAGGUGAAAGGAACGCCCUUCAGCUUGGGGAUUGCCAUGCCUAUGGGCUAUGGCAAGUAUAAGGUGUACGGGCAGGUUGAGCUGUCCAGGGCAAUACAGGAUCCCAGAGGAGUGAAAGUAACUGAUUACUUCACCUCUGGGAACUGGUCAAUCCACCCCGAUUGGGUGUACUGUGAGUACAAGUAUGACCAGAACCGCCCUGACAUGACCCCUGAGGAGCUCAUGAUGGACUUCCUGACCCGUGCCCAGGAGCCCCGCUGGAAGUGGCGUUCCACCCGUACCCGCGCGCCCCCCGAGCCCUCCAUGACCAAACCCCAGUACAGCAGUUGGAAACCUGGUGUUGUAGAGAGCGAGAGGAAAGACAGCUAUUACUGCGACAAAGACUUGGUUCAAAGCAUGGUCUUCGAUGCACGCGCCACCAACGUCUAUACAGAGAGAACUAUCGAGGACAAGAUUGCCGAUGAACAUCGUGGACGCCAGAAUUUCGGCAUGACAACAGCGUUCGUGGCGACCAGGAGUGGCCUGACAAGAUGGGUCGACCUCACCAAGCUGAAGCCAGGGGACACUCCAGAGCCUUCGGAUGAACCGCCUCCUAACAUUAAAGUAUUCCAAAAAACUGCUCAGAAUCCCGAGGACGUCCUCGUAACAGCCACGCGCGCCAUCUUCAUCGAGGAGAACCGGCAUCGCAAGGCGCCGGCGGCCGUCGUGGGCGUCACGAUCAAGCACCAGAAGUUUGUGGAGUACUUCACCAAUGAGACAUAUAAGUGUCCUUCAUAUCCCUCGAGAGAUUCAAGCUGCAAGAAUGCAAAAACCUGCGAGAGUGUUUACCUGGACUGUUACCUCCUCGAUGACAAUGGUUUCAUUAUUGCAUCCGAGAAGAAUGAACACACAGGCAAGUUCUUCGGAACUCUGGAGGGCACUAUAAUGGAGUCGCUGGUCCAGAGUGAAGUUUACAGGAAGGUGAAAAUCUACGACUACCAGGCAGUGUGCUUGGAUAGUCAAACUGAGCCAAAUCCAGCUUCCAUUCUGCUGACGCCAGUACAAAUGCUGAAAUGGACAGCCAACUGGAUCAUGAGCAACAUCUUCUGGGUGUUGGUAAAGACACACCUCUACACCCUAUGGGACCCCAAUGAAGCCUGGGCCUACACGCACGGGGCUCGCGAGGACAUCUACCCAGACAUCAACAACCCACACAUGGAGCCAGUGGAUUACAAAGAGGUCUUCGAUGAAACUAUUGCAGAUUACUUUUCUGAUGAACCAGCACCAGAGGUUGCAAAAGAAUACCCGGCUGUUGAAGAAAAUGACCUACCAGAUUAUGAGCCAGGAGAGGAGGGGUCAGGUGAAGCAGGGUUAGAGGAAGAGGAAGACCAAAUUCUUGAGGGGUCAGGCAUGGAGGGCUCAGGGGAGGACCCCCCACCCGACACCAGCGAGGCAGACUUCGACGAUGGAAUAAAUGAAUCAGAACUCCUGGAAGAGAUAGAUAUAUUAUAUACAGACUUGGCUGAUGAAGAUGAGGAAGCCCUAUACACUGAUGAUCCCGAAGACGAUCGCCAGUACUCCGAGGAAUACGACCACCAGGCCGAGGACGGAGAUUUCCCCAGCCUUGAGCUUGCUUACAUCAAUAAGACCCAUCCCAGACCCUGUGACAAGGAAGUUGAACUGUACAAGUUGCAGAACCACAAACUUCAAACAGAUGGGAACUACAAGCCUGUGAAGGGCAAGCUGUCCAAUUGCCAUCCCAAUGGCUGUGGAAGGCAUUUCAGCGUACAGAAGGUUGUCUCCACCAACCUCAUUCUGGUUGCCGUCAACAACCUCUGCUCCUGUGACUCCAGAAGGGUGGACAUUGAGCCAGUAGAGGUUGAAUAUAAUGAGACCAUGUUGUGCAACCGCCUGCUCCUCCAUCACUACCGAAAUCGACCAGGGCACUGCUUCAACUACCAUCCUGAAGAACACGAGAUCAAGCAGUGUGGAGGAGCUGGCUCUCUCACCCUUCCAUCAGCGGCCAUGUUAACACUGCUGGUGCUGGCACAUGUGUGUAAUACCCUCAAGCUCCACUCGUGAUAGUUGUGUUGACUACAGUAGCAAAGGCAUGUGGAGGAAAACAAAAUCAAUGGUGUUAUGUCGAAGUAGUGUUUCAUUUGCUUCGUUUAGUAUUAAAUAUAUUGGUCUACAUUGUGAUCUAGGGAAGGGGAGAGAAUUUUUUGUGUAUUGAGAGCUUUUUUUAACUAGUUGUGCAAGGAUGAGUAUUUGAGAGGUUGAACUCUGAAUAUGAAUAAAUCUGUUAUAAGACCUACUUAAUACUCUCUUUAUAUAGGGGACAUUUCCUCUUUCUCGUGUGUACAUACUGUGUGAUUUUCUUAUGGAUAUACCAGAAGGUGCAGUCUGUCAGGAAACAACACUCCUAUCUUAUAAUAGCCAGAGUCUGAAAAGUUUGUUUCUGAACAUAGCAGACUGAAUGUUAAGAGAUAAGGGCUUCGUUCAACCAAAAUAUAUCCUAGAGUUUUUAGAAUAUUCUUCACCAGCGAUCAAGUGCAUCCAUGACAAGAAGAGAAAGCAGAAAAUGGCAAGGCAAGAUACUGCAGUUGUUCCAGGGAAAUCUCAAUUGGCUCUUCCCACAUGGAUGAGAACCCCUAUUUUGAACUGCUUAAGUGACCCAGUCCAGUGUUGACUUGUAAAGAAGAGACAAUACAGUUUUUUUUCUCUCUCUCUCACUCUGGGAGUGUAUAAGAAUGCUCCUCUUUUCCAGGCAUGACACCCCUAACCCACCUUUAGCAUAAGGUUUAAAAUUCUUCAGUCUUACCUUGUGCUGCUGGACCUUGCGAAGAGGGUCGGUGACACACUCUUCGGCUGGAAUGUUUAAGAGGAAAUCCUUUUUGGAAAAAGUGUUAUAAAAAAAAAAAAGACAGCAGAGUCAAUACUGAAUUGGGAAAACAUACUCAUAAGGAAAAUAAUGAUGAUGUGAGUUUUUUAUCUUUGUACAUAUAUCAAAUCAGUGAUGAUUGGUUGGUUUGUGUAAUCAUUGUGUUUCUAUGGACAAUACUAAAAUAUCAAUGCUCCUAUAUUACUAAGAUAAAUAAGAACCUCAUUACGUUCUAAACCCUCACUUUAUUUUAGUCACUGUAUUUUUCUCAUUAUUUUUGACACCUGAUUCAUGUUUUAUAUAGUACCAAAAAAGGUCUUUUUUGCUAAUAUCAAAUCUUAUGAAAAGUAAUAUUACAAACUUCAAUGAGGUAUUCAAAUGGAGAGUACUAUAUUUAUUAAAAAAUAAACUUAUAUGUAGCGUAGAUCUAUCAGAUAAUUUUACUAGACAUUUUGGCUCAUAGAUAAAUAGUAAUCUUCAUUUUUUACAAGAUGAGUUCAUGCCAUUUUAUGUUUUGUGAUUAGAGUUUAGGAAUUUUUACCGAUAGGAAAUCGUAGCGAGAUUCCCAGGUGAAGAAUAUUUACCAAAAAUAAGAAUCCAUAUCAAGGGAGUGGCAUAUCACUCGGGUAAUUUACACUUGUUAUACUUUAUACUUUUUAUUCUUACCUCAAGAAGGUAAUAUCAACUCAAUUGUGAUGUUUAUUCUUUAUUGUUAUUAGUGGUUUAAUAUUUUUUCUUUGAUCCAAGACAUAUAAAUAUAUAUAUAGAUAUAUACAACAGUAUUAGGGGCUUGAUGCCUCAGCUGUGAUGACGUGUAAUUUCUGCUACAGUAGGAUGGUCUUGUUAUCGCUUGAAUAGCAGUACAGUGUCUUUAGGGAUGUUUGUACAGCUGAUUUUAUGGCCCCGGAAAAUAAGAAACAAAAAGUUUUAGAGAUUAAGACAUGACUCUUAAAUCUUUUAGAUGAAUUUUUAAAAUUUCAAUAAAGUUAAGCUGAAGGGUAAUAUAAUUACAAUUACAGAAUUGGAGAGGGAGUGAAAAAAGAAAAAAAAAGAAAAGUGUGGGAGGAAAUUAGUAUGCUAAAUUAUUUAAACAUUAUCAUAAUGAGAUCUGGCACAAGAACUCAAAAAAAAACCUUGUUACCUAACAUAGAUUAAUACGUUAGUUUAUCAGCUCUUCUAACAGUCCCUGAAGAUGGUGUCUUGCUACCAUCUCUUAGUUUUCAAAGAGGCAUUGGCAUGACAAAGUUUUGUUUAGAAUUAGCAAACAUUUGGUAUCACAUUUAUUACACUUAAAAGGAAGAUACUAUUAGAUUGAAGGUUAAUAAUUUUCAGAUAUGUAAAUAUUCAUCAUGAUGUGCUAUACAUGUACUGUUGUAGUCGCAUGGUAAACUGGAGUCCAUAAUUCGAAACUAGAAGAUAUUUAAGGAUAUUUAAAAAAAAAAAAAAGAAUCAAGAUGGUUUUAUUCCAUGUGGAUAAUUACAUACUCUUAGUAACCCAUUGUACAUGUAAAUUACUGUACGGUAUUGUUUUUCUGAUCUUAUAACUUGUACUUGUUGUCAAGUUUCUACUGGAUGAUAGCCCGGUUGCUGGAGAAUUGCAUAUACAUAUUCAGCAAGAAGAGUAACGGACUUCACACUGCGUCAUCUUAAAACCAGUCACAGGCAGCUCAGACUCCUGGUUUGGUCAAUCCACGUUCAUGCUCACCUACGAGAACUUGAAUGCCGUUAUUCUUCCCAUAGAGAUAUGUUAUGCUCUUUUCUCUACCUGUUGUGGAUUGCAGAUAAAUGUAGUUGCGUUAUGAGAGAAAAUUAUUCAGUUAUUAUGUUCAUCGGGUGAAUGAUCCGAUGUGAAAUUAGGGCAAAUAAUUCAAGCUUCGCUGCAGUUUUAUGUCAAAUGGCCAUUAGAGAUUAAAAAAAAAAUUUGAAGUUCGUCAAGGUGAAAGGCGGCAUUUUAACUGGUAAUCAUAAACAUUCAUGAAGUAUUUUGCUUAUAAUCUGCAGCCAAGUGUCUUUCAAUUGAUAAUGUGUACAUGCUGUAGCAGUUUAUUGAUGUGCAUACUUCUGUGUAUGAUUAUAUGGCAUAACGAUAGUCCUUUGUUGAGCAUAUUGUGCAUGUAUUCUUAGUACAUAUAUUGUUUUCAUGGUGCACAUAUUUGAUCCUACUGUUUCCUGUUUGUUGUUAUUUUCUAGUUAGUAUAUAUUGUGCAUCUCCACUUUCACUUGAUCAUAACUUACCCAUUUAAUUACAGGAUGCACAUUGGAAAAAUUGUUAGAGUUAUGUCCACUCUCAGUUAACCGCAGUGUAUGUACCGCAACCUGAUUAGUACAUACUUUUAUUAUUUGUCCUGUUUCGACAUAUUUAAAUGUAUACCUGCUGUUUCUUUUUAAGGAUUUUGUGUCACAAUAGCGACCAUAUUUCUGGCUGCCAGGUGAUAAUGCAGGUGUAGAUAUAAUCAUUUAUAUAUUAUCAUUUGUAGACCAUAGGUGAAAAUUGUCAACUACGGGCUUGUGUGCACUGUAAACUUCUUGAAUCUUUGUUCUUGUGGUAUUUCUCCCGUGGAUUUUCUUUCUCAUCUCUUUCAUGUGGGUUCCUUCUCUAUAAACUGCAUAAUAUGGAAAUGAUCCCUGUAGGUAAUUGAUGAGUAGUGGAGAAAUUUUGCUAAUACAGAAAUUACUGAUGCUUUAUAUAGAACUGUGUAUGUCUCCACUUUUAGCGAGGAACUUUGCCUUCCGGCCAAGUUUCCGCGUCUGAAGUUGGCAAUCAGUUAUAAUACUGUGAGGAAAUUAGGAAGAUUUAGUAAACCAAGGAAUGUUUAGAAUACCUUCCAUGCAAUUAUUUCAUGGUACCAUACUUCAGAAUUUAUUUAUAUAGGGAAAUGCUACCUUGUAUUAUGACAGAAUCCCUGCAUUGUAAUUCAUUUCAUAAUGGGCAAUUUUAGGUACUAUAUCAGUUAAGGGCCAAGUUAAGAAGGGCGAGAGGUCUCCCAGACUGUGGACCAACCAGCACCCCGCACCAAUUAGAGUCUUGUCCUCAACCCACCAGGAACUCACACCAACCACGUCUUGCAGACCUAUAUAUCAUUACCUUUUUAUAGAAAGCAUUCCAGGCAUGUUUGUUCUGCUGUCACUGUUUUGGAAUGCAGCUAAAGCAUUGGGGCUUUGAUUCAGGUUUGGAGAAGAUGGCUAAUCUUUCAUAACACUAUGAUUGAAUAAAACACACACACACACACACACACACACACACACACACACACACACACACACACACACACACACACACACACACACACACACACACACACACACACAUUCUCUAUCUGAAUCAAUCCCUGUUCCGUCACUAAAGAAAAAAGUUCCUCAAAACAACAGAGUGUGCUUUAACUCUCUUGGUCAUAUCUUGUAUUGGAAAGCUCUUGUAUGACAUCUAUACUUUCCAACUAAGGCUUUUAAAAGCUGGUGCUUUAAGAGGUUAUCAGGACAAGUUAUUUUUUUGUCAUUGAUUUUCCUCGACAAUAUUCCUCAGGCUGUGUGUUUGGGCCUUACCCAGAAGCACACAGAAGGGGGAUGGUAAGUCAUCAUGUUCAGCGACGAACUCUUCAAGAAUCAAGUUUUGAACACCUUACAGUAUCAAGUAGUAUUUAAAAAGGAUUUAUUGGGAAAAAAUUUUAAAUUAUGCUUAUGAAUGAACUAGGACUGAAAAAGUGAAUGGAUUAUAAUCCUUUAGAUUUGUCUUGAGAAAAGCAGGUAAACCUAAUGAUUGUUUCAUAUUUGUUAGAUGUUUUCUCACCAUUCUUAAAUUGAAUGUAAAGGAAUUACCAUCCCUCAUUAGUCAUGCAUUGUCCAUAUAGUGGCCGUAGCCAGAAAGAUUCAUGUGAGAUGACUGUCCAAAAGUAAUGUAAAGAUAUAUUUUUGAAGAAGAUACUAGUGUAAGGAUAAUGUAAGUUUUUAUUUCACUUUUUUUCUCCAAACUGAGCACAUUCGCACGACAAAAGUCCACUAAUUAACAAAGCACUAAAUCUGAACUAAUCCUUGAAGCAAAUGCACCGAUCCUCUCCAGGUCUGUAUAGAUCAUCCUGCACGAGUCAGCUCCGAGUUCGUAGAGAGAGCACACACCCCAAGACGGUGCCGAGGAAGCAUCCGUCACACAUCAAGUGAGGGGAGACCUUUCGCCCUGGGGUCAUUAGUGAGGGGAAGCUGAUGACCUGUAUCCGCGGGUCAGCUUAGGUCAGGUACAGGAGAACCACCUGCUCAACUCCAUCAGAAAUUUUUGAAAUACUAUGUGAUGAAACGCCAUUUCAAUGGAUUUUUUAGGUCAUUCGCAAAUAAUGUAACCUGCAUAAUAAACUUUAAAAAAAGAAUCUCAGAGCAAUGAUAUUUUUUCAAAGACAAACUUCUAGCUCCUGGUUUCUGAAGCAGGGAUGAAUAAUGAUUUUUUUUUGUUUUGUUUUUUAACCAAAUGUUUAAUAAUGCUUUGGGGGCAGUGAGUCAAAUGGUUCAGUGGGCCUGAUCUCUGACCCGUAGCCGGGAGAACAGUGACCUGAACGUCUUGCUGUUGUCUGACCAGCGCUGCCUGAGGUAAGCUCAGCGGGAAUGUAGGAGUAGAGUGGAGUCUUGUAGGUCAAUAUUACUUGCCUUGCAGGUCACGCACACCUGUGUCCACCCAUGUAGCUCUCUUGCAAGGUCAUUGGCUUGUCUUUCAUCAGCCUUUGACUCUUUUUUUUUUUCUCUUUUUUUGGCAGUCAAACAGGCAAGAUGUUGAUAAUAUAUAGAUCAUAGAUAAUGCGUCCCGUGUUAAUGUCGUAAUUACUACCACAGAAGUAUACUAUAUAUGCUGUGACUGUAAUGAUCUUAUAGUUACUCAGCUUUCAUGAUGUAGUCACUUCCCACCUACAGAUUGUGUCAUGUUGAUUCAUAAAGAAAUACAAGUACUGAAGGUUUCCCUUUGAGAAUGUGUUUUAGAAACAAGUCUCCACAAAAGAGAUGAAUUUUAGCAUCAUCGAGAUCAAAUAAAUUCAAUAUGAUAGAAAGGCCAUAGACAGAGCCGGCUGGUCGAAGCACUUGGCUACUCAAGACGCGUGAUAUUAACCCUCAAUACUCGACUUUCAGCAUUAACUGUAUAGAGCGGGCAUCCAAGUGAGUAGGUCACACUAUAAACAUUGUGUAGCUAUUUUUCACAAGUGCGACAUCAAGUAUAACAAAGAGGAGUCUUUUUGUGGGAAUGGCUGCAAUCUGUUGAAGACAGAAGAGGAAGAAAUAUAAAAAAUUCGAUUUCACUUUCAUAGAGCGGAUCUAAAAAGCCUCCACACACUGUGAGGUUGUUUUUGGUGAAGACAAUAUGGAUAACAAUCGCUUCAUUCUUUUAUGUCCGCGGAGGUUGCCGAAUACAACCAAGAGGUCUGUACGCCCAAGGGAUGUAUUAUGAAAGUCUUUCCGGCCAUAAAAAGUGUUUUGAGCAGUUUGCACAUUUUAGCCAACAAAAAUGCGCCUUAGGUCAGGUAGUCACAAUUCCCAGGCGGUGCUCGAUAGUAACCUUCUCUUCUUUGACUAUCUCGGCCGAGUUGGAUACAAGGAACACAGUCUUUUCAUUCUCAAUUCAUCUCCAUUUGUUCAUGGAUGAAUCAGGGGGUGGGAUCAGGUAGAAAAAUAUAAAAAUAUAUAUAUAUACAUAUAUGAUAACCAAAUACAGUAAAAAAAAUAAAAAAUAAAAAAGAAAUGAACUCAUUGCUUAAAAAAAGUGUAACCAAUGUGUAUUAAGUGUUCAUCUGUUUCUCAUUAAGAUGGAGAUGUGUGGUUUUGUAUAACCGACCUUUCUAAUUCCAGUAAAUGACUUUUUGUGUCCUGGAAAUGAGUGUUCCUGUUGUUCCAGUACCGGCGUGGCUUUGAAUUGUCCCGGCUUCUCUUGUUUGUCGAUGUUGCCUCGGUGUCUGAGUGCUCUGUUUAUGUUCGCCAUUUUCAAUUUCAUUUUCUAUUGAACUCCUCCGCCUCCGACCUCCCACUCCCACUCCCUCCAUUUGCAAGAACUACAGACACGUACACUCACGAUAACUAUUUUAUUUUGUGUUGAAUGCUUCUGUUUACAUGUGCGAAAUUAUAUAUAUAUAUAUAAUCUCAAAAACUCUUUGUCUUCCAAGCACAUGAUAACACGUCAUUACUUCCCACACCUUACACUGAAGACAGCGUAUCCAGAACCCAGAAUUGAACUUCAAAGGAGUGUUUCUAUGGAGUCAUCAACAAAUAUUUUUUACAAAUUACGAGCCACUAAUCGUGUCUUAAAACCAUUUUGAUAUUUUGAUAAUGCACCGAGGGAGAGCUAGAUCAUUAGUUAACAAACUAAGAUGAAAGGACCCAGUGAAUCCUCAUGGUCAUUGUUUUAAAGAUUGAAAUUAGUAAUGAUAAUGCCAGUCAUUAAAUAAAGGGUACUCAUCAUUUAAGAGUCAAUUUUUCAAAAAAAUAAUGAUAAUAAUCGGCCAUGUUUACUAAAUCCAUCCACGAGGAAAAUAUAUUUCACUGGCAUCCUUUCAGAACAAAAGAAUUAAAAAAAAAGCGAGAGAGAGAAAAAAGUCCCCGCAUUUCAUUCACCCCCCCACACCCCACCCACCACCACCCACCCACACCCCUUUUUUUUGUGCGUGUAUAAAAGUCCGUAAGUUGAUGACGCCACAACACCCAAGCACCACCUGCCCACAACACACUCCCCCACACACACGCCCACACCCACACACGCCCUCAGAGCACUCUAUCACCGACCCCGGCAUGGCUUCGUAGCUGAACUUUCAGGUGACAUGUUCUUCUAACCUCCCUGCGUAACGGUUUCUUCCAUGCGACGCCUUCACUCCUCACGAGAGUUUAUUUGUAUCUUGAGGACACAAUAAAAUGUUAAUUGUC
Penaeus indicus is the source of this 11115-nucleotide messenger RNA. RefSeq names its product voltage-dependent calcium channel subunit alpha-2/delta-3-like. The record is from RefSeq and is a predicted model, not a curated record. Bases 3 to 3431 code for a protein of 1142 amino acids. Gene Ontology annotation, cellular component: voltage-gated calcium channel complex. Lineage: Eukaryota; Metazoa; Arthropoda; Malacostraca; Decapoda; Penaeidae. Gene Ontology annotation, molecular function: voltage-gated calcium channel activity. The transcript has 29 exons.